Messenger RNA from Entrophospora sp. SA101, 1665 nucleotides. Lineage: Eukaryota; Fungi; Glomeromycota; Glomeromycetes; Entrophosporales; Entrophosporaceae. The record is from the annotation of a GenBank genome assembly.
AUGGACGUAAUGGCAGACAAUAUUGCUCAACCAGGUCUAAAUUUUUCUUUAGGUGCUGCUGCCGAAUUGUUGCAAGAAUAUGAUAGAGCAAUGAGUGCGUAUGAAUCAGCCUUGCGACAUAAUGCUUAUUCUAUUACUGCUUUACAGGGUAUUGCCUCACUUUGUCGGGGAAGAGAACAGUUUCCAAGGGCUAUUGAGUAUUUUCAAAGAAUUUUAAAUAUUGAUGCAAGGAAUGGUGAUAUUUGGGGAUCUUUAGGUCACUGCUAUUUGAUGAUGGAUGAGUUACAAAAGGCAUACGGUGCAUACCAACAAGCAUUGUAUCAUUUACCCAAUCCUAAGGAACCUAAACUCUGGUAUGGGAUAGGAAUACUUUAUGACCGUUAUGGCUCACUUGAUCACGCCGAAGAAGCUUUUUCUCAAGUUAUAAGAAUGGAUUCUAAAUUUGAAAAAGCAAACGAAAUCUAUUUUAGAUUGGGGAUCAUUUAUAAACAACAACUAAAAUACGAACAAAGUUUAGAAUGUUUCAAAUAUAUUUUAAAUAAUCCGCCAAGACCUUUGACAGAAGUUGAUAUUUGGUUUCAAAUCGGACAUGUGUAUGAACAACAAAAAAACUUUACCACUGCCAAAGAAGCUUACGAACGCGUUCUAAUAGAUAAUCCUACCCACGCAAAAGUAUUACAACAACUUGGUUGGCUAUAUCAUCAACAAAGUCCUUUCAGGAACCAAGAUGUGGCAAUCUCUUAUUUAACUAGAUCUUUAGAGUCAGAUGGCAAUGAUGCACAAGCUUGGUAUUUCCUUGGACGUUGCUACAUGGCUCAACAAAAAUACGGCAGAGCGUACGAGGCUUACCAACAAGCAGUUUUUCGUGAUGGAAGAAAUCCAACAUUUUGGUGUUCUAUUGGUGUUUUAUACUAUCAAAUAAAUCAAUAUCGUGACGCGUUGGAUGCUUAUAGUCGAGCAAUUCGUUUAAAUCCAUACAUUAGUGAAGUAUGGUACGAUCUUGGCACAUUAUACGAAUCGUGCAACAAUCAAGUAAAUGAUGCGUUGGAUGCAUAUCAGCGAGCUGCUGAAUUAGAUCCAGCAAACCCUCAUAUAAAACAAAGAUUGCAGAUGCUUAGAAAUCAACAAACUCAAGGUGGCCAAACAACUGCGCCGAUUCCUCAGGAUAUAAACCCUCAGGCUUUUCAACAACAAACAAAUCCUAAUUCAAUGUUUGGAAAUAAUCCCGGACCAUUAUUAGGUUCUAGCUCCUCAUCUUCAACUUUAAUCCAACGUGAUAUGUCUCGUAAAUUGCCACCGAUGAAUGCCACCCUUUCACCAACACCAACUCAACCCACUCCGUUAAUACCUCCAAUAUCAACUCAUAUUCGUGACUCAACAAGAUCUAAUUCUCCACCACCAACACAAUUGCCGCCUCCAAUACAAAGACCAUCAUCUCCCUCAUUGGUAGUAUCUAGUUCUCCACCCCCACCUUCAUCACUUUCACAAUUACCACCUCCGCCUACACAACGUUCAUCCCCUCCUCCAUUAGUGUCUCCAUCAUCGCAACAACAUCAUCACCAUUUAUUUCGUGAAGAUGGAGUGAAUAAUUAUAAGCCUUCUGCACGUCAUUCUGUUUACUUGAGAAAUGAACCACGAACUAGGCAACAAUUAUCAAUUAUUUGA